CUGCAGUACAAAUUCAAAAUGGCCGUCCCCAACAAAAAAGCAAAAUUUCUGUACAGUGAAGAAGCGUCCGAGAAAAGUUCAAUAUACGGUGUGUAGUUUCUAAUAUUUUUGCUUUCUUAAUUAAAUAAGAGAACUCAUUUACAAAAAACAGUGAAAUCUGCAUAAGCUCAUUUUAGUGUAAAAAAUAUUGAAAAAUGAGUGUAUAAAAACGAUCUAAAUAAAAGAUUGAUUAUUGAGAAUGAGUGGUGAGCAAAUUUUCUAGGCGAAAAUUUUCGUUUCAAUUAUAUUUGUGUGGAGCAAAGGAAGGAACGAAGUGUGUUCGAGAAAACUAAGGUCUGCAGUAAAAAGGAAAAGAAAAAAGUGAAAGCAGACAAGAGAACGUAACGUGCACUGAAAAGUUAUAUGCAAAAAUUGUGAAGUGGGCAAGCAAAGAAACAAAAAGUUUUUGGCGAAGUUUUUUUUUCUACUGAAACUACACAAGAAAAAAUGUUAGUACACGCGUAUAAUCACAGAAACAGCUGCAGCUGAACAGCCUACUCUUAAAUUAAAUUGGACUUAUGCAAAGCGUAGUGAAGAUUGUAUAGAGUGGGUAUCUGAACGCGUAAUUAAUUUUUCCUCCUUGUAAACUCACAUCAUACAAUAAUUAUUUGUGUCCCACUCCAACUUUUGCCUAAUAUUAACGGACAUGGAGUUCGAGGAGCUAGAAGGCAUCGCAAAAACGGACUUUGUUCCGCUCAUGCCGCUUAUAAAACAAGAACAAAUGGAUACGGCAAUGCCCGAGACAGCAGCACCGGAACAACUCGCCGGCAUCGGCAAUGCUGCUACAGCGACUACGUCCUCAUUUUCAGCUUCGUCAUUUGGGAAUCCCUGCGAUAGUGCCGAGAAGCGGUCGGAAUCCACAUCAUCAGCUUCCACUAAAUUCGCUCUUCUUAAAUGCGUGUGGUGCAACCAACUGCUGGGCAUCAAUGAUCGUCCCAAGCUAUUGGAAUGUCUACAUGUCUCCUGCUCACAAUGUGUAAAUACGAAAUUUUCUGAAUUAGAUCGUACUAUGCCGCCUCUCAUACAUUGCCCUGUUUGUAAUAUGGCCUCACAGAAUGAGUUUAUCAUCGAUAAUCAAUUUCUGAUCGAACAAUGCACAGCCGCCGGUGAUAACAGUUUGACUGAGGGUGGCUCCACAGAUGCAUCCAAAACGACCGUUACGGCUAAUAUAACUUGCAGUAGUUGCUCUGAUAAUGCCAUAGCGACGUCAUGGUGUGUAGAUUGUUCCGAAUAUAUUUGUGACAGUUGCGUGCAGGCGCAUCAACGUCUCAAGAUCACCAAGGAUCACACAAUUAAGCCAAAAGAAGAAGCCAAUAAUGAACAAUUACCAGGCGCUGCUGGUGUCGAUAAAUUGCAUAUGUGUCAUCUGCAUCCGCAAGAGAAAUUGUCGCUAUUUUGUGAGACUUGCGACAAGUUGACAUGCCGUGAUUGUCAACUCAGCGAUCAUCGUGAUCACAAAUAUAAGUUUGCGCACGAAAUUGCCACUGAAACGCGGCAAGCGUUAAAAACGCUCGUCUCAGAAAUCAACUAUAAGCGCUUCCUACUCUCGUCCGCCACAAAAGUGAUUGAUGACCGACAAAAACAAAUUGCCGAUCGUAAAAAGGAUCUCAUUAAAGAGAUCACAGCAAUGGUAGUAAAAAUCACAAACACAGUAAAUAUGCGUGGCAAACAAUUGGCCAUGCGUCUAAAUGAGGUGUGCGAUACCAAAAUGAAAGUGUUAAUCGAAAAAAAGGACGCAUUGCAGUUGCUGUCCGACAACACUGACCAUUGCAUUGAAUUUAUGGAGAAUGCCAUGGAGAAGGGCAGCGACUAUGCAAUUCUGUCUAGCAAGAAAUCAUUGGUACGACAUUUGCAGAAGCUGAAAUGUCAACGUGCAGACAUACCGAAUCCAGAAAUUCCAGUGCGGAUUCAAGUACAGUUGAAUCAAGUAUCCGAACUGCAGAAAGUUAUUUCUCAGCUCGGCACUGUUAUUGUGGAUGGUAAACCUUAUCCGCCAACGCCAUCUCCAAAUGGCCCGCCACGCCAACAACCAAGUCCCAACAUGGCACCACCGCUGCGGCCAGGUCUACCACCUGGCAUGCCCGCCGGCAUGUCUCCUACUGGUCCACCAAGCGGAUAUGGACCUCAGAAUGGGCCACCGAUCUACAACAACAGCUCUUCGGCACAGCAACAAUUUAACAACAUGCAAAUGAACCGCAACUAUGCUGCCGAGGGCGCAGGUAAGGUUCGUUUUGGUGCCAUGCCACCGGUGGGAAUGCAACGCCAAGGUCAACCACAUGUUAGUUCCUCAACACACCCUCAGAAUAUGGAUAUGAGCUUACGUGGCCUAUUGAAUAAUCAAGCAGCGCAGAGUCCUAAUCAAGCACAUAUAUCCUUCAAUGGGCCACCCAAUUAUCCCGGAGGUCCGCAAGGCGCCGCUUCUCCACACCAACAAAUGGGCACCCAAAUGAGGCCGCAUUUUAUGGGCGGUCCUCCAGGCCAACAACAUCAGAAUUACCCGCAGAAUGCGCCUGGUGGACCGAAUAACCCGAACUUUAUAAACAAUACUGCUCGUUUCCAGAAUUACCAACGCAUGUCGAGUCACGCGCAACAGCAGGCCGCAGUAGCAGCAAUGUCAAGCGGGGGCGGACCUGGUGGCCCGUGCGGCAGUCAAAUACCAUCACCAAACGCCAUGCAGCGCCCGCAAAUUAUACCCAAUCCUAUGCAGAAUAACCUGGGGUUUCAUGGGAGCCAGCCUGGCUUCAGUCCCGGUCCCCCACAGACUUCGCCACAAAUGAAUAGCAGCUUAAGCAGCAUGCAUAGCAUGGCCAAGUGGCACAUACCUCAGUCGGCGCAGCAGACAAAUGCUUGUCCCCAACAAGGUCCGCUUAUGCAAUUUGCGAAUGGCCGUCAAACGGAAAACUUUAAGAUUUCCCUAAAGUCUCCUAAUACACUGAAGAAUACUACACCUCCAAAUGGCAGCUCGUCGGCGCACAGUAUGCAAGGCAAUAGUGCUGCUAGCUUGCAUGCUGCUUCGCUUGGGCUCGGACCAGCUGUCUCCAUACUACCCAAUGUUACAUCAACGAAUCCAAAGACACCGAGCCCGAGCACUAACGAGAACGCAAAAGAUUUUACCGAACCGAUUGACAAGGUUCGUGACGAUUCUAUAAACGAUCUGAUGGCCACAAUUGCCAAAUUGGACUCCAAUGGGGUGCAAGUGUUGCCAGAGGGCCGCACCAAGACAACGUCGCCACAAGUCCACAGCUCAACCGACCUAUCCAAUACUCAAGAAGUUAAUACUAAAAAUGAUCAAAAAGACGACCCGAACGAAGAUUGGUGUGCCGUUUGCCUUGACGGUGGAGAGCUCAUGUGCUGCGACAAGUGUCCGAAGGUGUUUCAUCAGAAUUGUCAUAUACCUGCCAUCAGUUCAUUGCCAGACGAGAGCGAAAGUUGGCAGUGCCUAUUAUGCGUGAAUCUCAAAGAGCUGGCUAACAAUGCGGAUAACAUACAGAAGGUGCCCGGCGAGCUGAGCCGGCUAGAAUUGCAGGUCAUGCAAAGGAUUUGUCUCGAGCUGUACUGCCAGUAUGAGCAGAGUCUACAUUUCCGCGAACCAGAACCACCUUCCAAUACUGCAUAUUAUGAGAUUAUUUGCAACCCCAUGUCUUUGGAUGUUAUACGUACAAGAUUGGAUCCUUCCAGCCCAAAUCAUUACAAGGAUAUCGCUGGCUUUGUAUCGGACGUGCGUCUAAUAUUUAAAAAUACUUAUCUCUUCUAUCAAGAGGAUUCAAAAACAUUCACAAAUGCUAAGUAUUUGGAGAACUUUUUCGAAGAACAAUUGACCAAAUGGCUGCCAAACUUCGCCAACAAGUCCAACAGUAUUGCAAAUACUAAUAUCAACAAUCUUACAAAUACCAGCAAUAAUAGUGCUUCCACGUCGACAGCAGCAUCCCCAGGUCUCAUGAAUCUAGCAACUGGUGCUGUAGGCUCGCCGGGUAGCAUUGCGUCGAUGGAGAAUGGCAGGAAGAGUUGCAGCGCAGCAUUAAGUGGUGACGAUGACUCAUGCAAUCCGCCGAAAAGAUCACGUAAACUAACCGAAUAGGACAAAUUUAAUCAGCUACUUAACACCAUGCUAGCAACAAUCAACAAUGGCAAUGAGAGCGAAGAAGCACUCGCAUUGCUCAGUCUAUGUUGUCCACCACAGACUCAACCGCCGAGCCUACUUUUCUAAUACCCAACCAAUGGGUAAACAAUUUAAUGCAAAAUGACGCAAAAGAGUUAAUAAAUUUUGUUUAUAACAAAAAUUUUAAACAUUUGCAAAUCGUGCGCACUUGCUAGUUACAGAGUUUUAGAUAUACUAUAUACUAUAUAUGUAUAUGUAUAUUUUUUUUUGAAACUCUAACGAAAAGUUUAAUGUGCUCAAUGGUGAAUCUACUCGCAACAACAUUUAAAAUACUGAUUUAAAAGAUUUUAUUGGCAUCGAAUUUAUAAAAGAAAUUACACCGCACGGGUUGGGCGCACCACUGCGAUUUGCUAUACUGUCUUCAAAACCUCAAUUAAAGUAACUUUGAGAAGCUUCCCACACUAUGACAACAAAGAGUAAAUAUUAGAAAAUGAAUGAACACUCCUAUGAAUAUAAGAAUAUAGACAUUAUUUGAAAGACAUCGUUUCGAAAUUAACUAUAUGUUGUAAAGUUCUUUAUUUAGAGUAUUAAAAGGCAAGAAAUAUGAGAUGACUCAUUUUGAACUUACAAAAUAAAAAUAUAGUAGUAGCAUGUAAUCAUUAAACAUAAAAAAAACUAAAAUUAAAAUAAUUGCACUCACUAAAAUUAAACUAAAGCUGCACCAAAAUAAUCUUAAGAGCGCAAAGAACAAAAUAAAAAAAGAAAACGUAUUUUCACUGUAUAGAAAAGAAAAAUUCUCAUUUGUAAAUAAUAUAAUGCAUUAUAUCAUUAAUAAUGAUUUACAAAUCAAAAGUAUAAAAUAUACCAACCAAUAUAUGGACAAGCACAUAUUUCGCUUGGGAUAAAACAACUAUCAAGAAAACAAAAAAAAUAUCACUCCCACUACUAAAAUACAUGCGAAAAUGAAGCAAGCAUAGAAGAAAUAACUGAAA
Anastrepha obliqua is the source of this 5130-nucleotide messenger RNA. It is a transcript of the gene bon, whose product is annotated as E3 ubiquitin-protein ligase TRIM33. Gene Ontology annotation, cellular component: chromatin; nucleoplasm. Lineage: Eukaryota; Metazoa; Arthropoda; Insecta; Diptera; Tephritidae. The transcript is spliced from 11 exons. Gene Ontology annotation, biological process: positive regulation of DNA-templated transcription. Gene Ontology annotation, molecular function: zinc ion binding; ubiquitin-protein transferase activity; protein binding. The coding region runs from base 686 to 4117 and encodes 1143 amino acids. The record is from RefSeq and is a predicted model, not a curated record.